This is a messenger RNA of Monosiga brevicollis MX1, 1156 nucleotides long. RefSeq lists its product as uncharacterized. Gene Ontology annotation, molecular function: RNA binding; cadherin binding. The record is from RefSeq and is a predicted model, not a curated record. The coding region runs from base 195 to 929 and encodes 244 amino acids. Lineage: Eukaryota; Choanoflagellata; Craspedida; Salpingoecidae. The transcript is spliced from 10 exons.
ACAAGCGAUACGGCAGCGGCGUUGACAGCAGCGAUAGUAGCAGCAGCAGCAGCAGUGGCAGCAGCAGUGGCAGUGGCAGUGGCAGUGGCAGUGGUCAAGGAAACGGCAACACGAGAUUGCGCUUGUGUUGAGAGGGGACGAAUGCUUGGGUGCACGGCUUGCAUCUCUGAGCUGUUGCAUUGUGACCGGUCAAAAUGGCAAGCGCUGAAGAUGUGUGGACCUUGCGCAUCGUGUAUGCCAAGGAAAAGCUGAAACUCGAGGUGGACCCGUCCAUGACUGUCCAGACUCUCAAAGACAAAAUUUCGGACAUGACUCAUGUGCCCGGGGACAAGAUCAAGCUGAUGCACAAAGGCUUGUUGGCAGGGCCGGGCAAGCCCGAGCUGGAGAAUCGCUCGUUGGUGGAGGCCAAACUUGCCAACAAAGCGCAAAUCCUGGUUGUGGGCGCUACAUCGGAUGCUGUCAAGUCUGUGGAGCAGGUUGAUGCUUUGGCCAAGACGGGUGCUCUCAAGCAAACUGAACAAGUGGCGGCGGCAGCAGCGGCGCGCAAAACGCCAUGGGCUACAGAGACAAAGCACAAGCGCAUUUUGGAUCGUGGAGUGCCGGAUGACGCACCGCUUGCUUUCUUGCCAGGUGCUGAUCCGUUGCCCGAUGCGCCAAUUUCCGGCAUGUUGGACGGGUCGGGCGAAAAGGUGCGACUACACUUCUCGCUGACCACCAAUGAGCUCAUUAUUAGUACCAAGCGUCAGACGCGACGGGUGCCGCUGUCCAAGAUCCAGCAAAUCAAAUCGGAACCGAUUCCGUCUCUUGAACAUUAUCACAUUCUGGCCAUUCAAAUGGGGUCCACCGCUCAGUCCACGUACUUUGUCUACUACUUUCCUGCCCAAUACGUCGCAAGUGCAAAGGGCUGCGUCUUUGGUGGCCUGAUGUAGUGCCAACAUCUGGCAGAGCAUGUGGAGGUGGAGCUCCGUUGGUCAAAGGUGGACAUGUCAAAACUUGGCUUUGUCAUAACUCAACGGCGCAGCCAUCUGAUCAACCGCGCGAGCGGUUUGGUUGUGUGCGAUUGCAUCGGAUCGACAUGCGGGCACAUAGUAAGCGUGGUAGGCUCAUUGGCUGGGCGGUUCCCACGAGGUCCGAUCAAAUCUAAUUCUUUUUCUGG